Polyodon spathula (Mississippi paddlefish) is the source of this 5066-nucleotide messenger RNA. RefSeq names its product angiomotin-like. Lineage: Eukaryota; Metazoa; Chordata; Actinopteri; Acipenseriformes; Polyodontidae. The record is from RefSeq and is a predicted model, not a curated record. The transcript is spliced from 13 exons. Gene Ontology annotation, cellular component: lamellipodium; bicellular tight junction; plasma membrane. Gene Ontology annotation, molecular function: signaling receptor activity; protein binding. Gene Ontology annotation, biological process: hippo signaling; establishment of cell polarity involved in ameboidal cell migration; angiogenesis. Bases 252 to 3428 code for a protein of 1058 amino acids.
GGUGGUUUGUGCUGCACAAGCAGCUUUCUGAUUUCUUGUUUAACCAGUGAUGUAUUUUAAUAAACAGGGAAGCGGUGCCCUUGGCACUGUUAACAGUCACUCCAUUGCUUUGGUAUGAGGGUGUGAAGACAGGCUGGCAGGCUUCACACCCACCUGUCCACAAACCACACCUGAAGGAAUUUCUAAACCUGGCUAGUUAAUCUACAACAGCUUCUUAGGAACAGGACACCUGCUGCUCUAUAGAGUGAGAAAUGAUAUUGUCUGAAGUUGUACUGUGGCGACAUUACCUCUUCCUAAUCAAGCUUUUAGUUCAGCCCAUCCUCGUGUUAACCCGAACACUGAGGGUUAGCAGGGCACCCCACCCCCUAGGAAAACUCCAUUGUUCUAGUCUGUAUGUGUGGCUUCCUGUUGCAGAGUCCCUGGGUGUGAAGGAUAUCGCGGAACGGCUGUGCAUUGUGGAGCGGGUCGAGGAGGUUCUGAGGCAGCAGGACUGUGAGGAGUCUGGGUAUCUCCGGCAUGCGCUCUCUGUAAUAACCGAGGAAGAGGCUGAGCGCACCUGGACAGAGGCAGGGCACGUGGAACGCGGCAGAAGCUCUUCCUUCCAUGAAGUCCACGGUUUCCAGGAGUUUGACAUGAGGACCACGGAGGAAGCUUCCGGCAACAAUAACAAUACCGUCUUACAGCGCCUCCUGCAGGAGCAGCUCCGCUAUGGCAAUCCCAGUGAGAAUAGAAACUUCCUGGCUCUCCACCACCACCAGCACCAGCAGCAGCAGCAGCAGCAGCAGCAGCAGGGCCCGGUGAGCGGGAUCGGCUACGCGGGAGUGGGCCCCCCAGGAGAGGACCACCAGAUGGUCCCCCACUUGGCCCGUCAGGAGCCCCAGGGCCAGGAGCUACAGGUGGACAACAACGCGAUGGAGAAGCAGUUGACCUUGCGGGGCGGCCAGGGUCCCAACUCCGAGGAUCUGCCCACCUACGAGGAGGCCAAGGUGCAGUCGCAGUACUUCAGGGGCCAGCAACAGAUGCCGCCCACUGUAGGUGCCGCCUUUUACGUGACCGGGGUGACCAACCAGAAGCUGAGGACAGAAGGGCGACCGGCUGUGCAGAGGGUGAGCCCUGGGAAGGUUCAUCAGGACGACGGGCUGAAGGACCUGAAGCAGGGCCAUGUCCGCUCUCUUAGCGAGAGACUCAUGCAGCUCUCUCUGGCAACCAGUGGCGUGAAAGCCCACUCACCAGUCACCAGUGCCCCACUCUCCCCUCAAGCCCAGUCCUCCUCGGACCUGUACCAAAACACACCACCGGGAGCGGACUUCUAUAAGCAAGGGGGCCAGGGCGGGCAGCAGCCCCAGCACUCUCAACACUCUCAACACUCUCUGAAAGGGAUGGAGCACAGGGGCCCACCCCCGGAUUACCCCUUCAAGAACAUGUCCACCUUGCCCAUGGCAUCCAAGCCUCAGGAACACGGGAAUUACUACACCGAGCACCGCAUGAGCCAGCAGGCCAGGGCUGACAUGCCAGUGAUGAGAUACCAGCCCCCACCAGAGUACAGGGCUCCCAGGCAAAACCAGGAGGGUUCAGGGCACCAGCAGCGGCCAGGCCACCAUCACAGCCCCGCGUCCUCCAUGACUUCCCUCAGCUCCCUCUCACUGGGCCAAUCCCCAACCACGAAUGCCCUGCUUGGGCCGGCCCAUCCCCAGAGCCAGUACCCAGGGGACCCCUACUCGCCAGGCCCUCGCCAGCAGCACCAGGGAGACCCCUAUGGCCUGGCCUCCCCUCCUCCCCGGGGCCAGCAGAUUCAGGGAGACUCCUACCCAGGGCCCCCCAGACCCCAGCAGCAUUUCCCCCCCAGCCACUGCUUCCAGGGCGACCCCUACGCCAUCGUGGCCAGGGCACAGCAGAUGGUGGAGAUUCUGUCAGACGAGAACAGAGUUCUCAAGCAGGACCUGGACGUGUACAGCGACAAAGUGGUCAAACUGCAGAAGCUGGAGAUGGAGAUCCAGCACGUGUCCGAGGAUUAUGAGAACCUGGCCAAGUCGUCAACCAAGCGGGAGGCUCUGGAGAAAGCCAUGAGGAACAAGCUGGAGGGGGAGAUCCGGAGGCUGCACGACUUCAACAGGGACCUCCGAGAGCGAAUGGAGACGGCUAACAAACAGCUGGCAGCUAAAGAAUAUGAAGGCUCUGAGGAUAACCGCAAGACCAUCUCUCAGCUCAUUGCACAGAACAAAGAAAAUCUGAGAGAAAAGGAGAAACUGGAGAUUGAGCUGAAAUCCCUCCGUUCUGCCAAUGAGGACCAGCGGAGACAUAUUGAAAUCCGAGACCAGGCUUUGAACAACGCACAGGCCAAAGUGGUCAAGCUGGAGGAGGAGCUGAAGAAGAAGCAGGUGUACGUGGAGAAGGUGGAGCGGAUGCAGCAGGCCCUGGUGCAGCUGCAGGCAGCCUGUGAGAAGCGAGAGCAGCUGGAGCACAGGCUGCGGACCCGGCUGGAGAGAGAGCUCGAGGCUCUCCGGAUGCAGCAGCGCCAGGGCGGGGCUCAGAGCAGCAGCGGCGCCCCCGAGUUCAAUGCCACGGUUCUGAUGGAGCACCUGCGUGAGAAGGAGGAGCGCAUCCUGGCUCUGGAGGCUGACAUGACCAAGUGGGAGCAGAAGUACCUGGAGGAGAGUGUCAUGAGGCAGUUCGCUUUGGACGCAGCCACCAGUGCCACCACCCAGAGUGCUGUUGUUGAAACUAGGGACACCCCCAGGAUCAGCCACUCUCCCAGCAGCAGCUAUGACACAUCGGUGGAGGCACGCAUUCAGAGGGAGGAGGAGGAGAUCCUGAUGGCCAACCGCAGGUGCCUGGACAUGGAGAGCAGGAUAAAGAACCUGCACGCCCAGAUCAUUGAGAAAGACGCCAUGAUCAAGGUGCUCCAAGUACGGUCUCGAAAGGAGCCCAACAAGAUGGAUCAGUCCUCCCCCAUGAGGCCCUCCAAGUCCCUGAUGUCCAUCACAAACCCCAGCCCCGGCUCCGGCCUGCUGUCACACUCCCUGGGCCUGAGCAGCAGCCCCAUCGCAGAGGAGAGGAAGGAGGAGCGGAGCUGGAAGGGGAGUCUGGGUGUUCUGCUGGGCACCGACUUUCGCACAGAGUCCCUGCGUACUGAAUCUAUCUCCUCCUCCCCUUCCCCGGUCCUCCCCUCCACCCCCAUGAUGUCAGCCCAUUCCAAGACUGGCAGCCGAGACAGCUGCACCCAGACAGACAAGGGCAGUGAACAGAGCAAGCCUACCCCCAGCCUGGCACUACCGCCGGUUCAGUCUAGACUGGCCAGCCCCAGCCCAGCCUACAUCCCAGACAGGAUAGACGGGCCAUCGUUCCACAGCGGAACCUUGGAUAGGAGAGCCCCAGUCUCAUCACUGGGACAGGACAUUGACAACGAGAUGGUGGAGAUUCUCAUUUAAACCAGGAGAUAUGUGAGGCCUAGUGACCUCAGGAAGAUGAAAAGGACUUCUCUUUUAAAAUGCAGAGAUGUACUUAACGAGAGAUGAAAAGCCCAAGACUAGAUGAAGGAUUGUUCAAUAUAAGAACUAGUUGCUGAAGGCUGGGUUGAUAUGAGGGUAUGCUUAAAUGCACUCAUUUUAAGCACCAUUUUCAUGAAAUCUUUAUAACAAUGUAGAGCUAGAGUUUCGGAAUUCUCCUAUGUGGAACCAGUAGGGAUUAUCUCUGUUGUACAAUAUUUUGUCGGUGUUCUCUGUACCAACUGGACCAAAUGCGUUUGCUACCCCAUGGUUUCACUUAUUGCACUACCAUACUCUCAUUUCUUUGUAAUUGUUAAAUUUUGGAAGUAAUUAAACAGCAAGGAUAUAUAUAUAUAUAUAUAUAUAUAUAUAUAUAUAUAUAUAUAUAUAUAUAUAUAUAUAUAUAUAUAUAAAAAAAAUAUAUGUGUGUGUGUGUUUUACAUUUCCCUUACUACUUUACAGUGUUUGCAAUUAUUUAGAGUGGCUGUGGGUUCUGUGGACCCAAUAUUGUGUUAUUAUUUCUCAGUUAAAAAGGUCACAAUGUCACAUGAUUUGAAUUGAAUGAACAAGUCUGUUUAGACCAGGCACAGGAUUCUCCAGAAAAGCCAGGUAAAGGUAGGUUUAGAGAGAGAGAAUAUUUGAAAUCAGUAUUGGAAUAACAAAACCAAGAGCUACUCAGCAUGAUAGAAGUAAUAAGAGAUGUAAAAACUACAAUAAAGCGACAUCUGAAGGUACUUGCUCUUUUAAAACACUUUACAAUUGAUGCAAAUUGCAUUUAGCACUUGGAUAGCAACUUGUGAUUUCUCCAAUUGUAUAUAAAAUGUUUGCCGUUAAACCUGUAAAUACCUGUAUAACGAAGGACAGGUCUCAUGUUAUUGUAUUGUAUUUGUGUGUUUUAUUUUAUACCGUAAUGCUUGUUUCCUUUGUGUGUGUUGUCGUGUCUGGGGUUGUUGCUACCUAGCCGUGAAUGGACAUGAGAUUCCUGGGGGCGGGUGCUGCUCUCUGCUGGCAGGAAUGUGAUUGGUCAGUGCCUGCCCUGCAUUCUAGUCUCUGAGUUCCACCCAGUAAAGGAAAUGGCUUCAGCUGUCAUUUAUGUGCUUUUAUGAUGUUCUGUUCCUCCCAGUAGUAUUUCAAUCCCUACAGUUGUCUCUAGCUGCCUACACUUCGUUUACUCUCUGCACUUAAAGGAACCCUAGUUAUUUUAUAUUUCUUUUUCUCCUGUAGUGUAUAGCACUAGCAUUGUAUACCGGUAUGUAACUCUGUUUUUUCUUUGGCUGGCCUGUUUUUUUGUGUUUAUAAUUCUCUACAGGAGGUGUGUCUCUGAUCUGAACCUGUCAUGCUACGUUUUAAAAGACAGGCCUGUGCCUCUGCAGCAGAUAUGAUACGUGGCUGAACUGCUCACAAAUUCCGUGAUGGUUUUCAAGGGCGAUUUUUAUGUACGUAAGUGACCCUUACAAAACUGAUUUGCCCAAGGAACAGUGCCAGAUGCAUGGGCACACACUUCAGUUCAACUGCAUUGUUAACCUUUUCAUUGUCACUGUGCAAAGAAUGCUGGUGUGCCACAAUAAAAAUGCCAAUUUC